AUAUAUUUUUCACACGGUAUAUAACAAACAACUAGAUACCGUUUCUUCAAAUUAUGAUAAUGUGAAUUGUCAUUUUCCCCCUUAAGAGGGCAGUCUUUUUUUGUUUUGCUUUUUUACUGAAUGAUGAACUACAGUAAAUGACUGAAACGGGGCACAACGUUUUAAAAACAAACUACACUUAACAAGGCGGCAUAGCGAUUAUUAUCAUGCGUUGAAAAACCUGGAACUCGCUACAUUUUCUUUCUUUCGGAUGCCAUAAUAUAUGAGCCGCAUUGACCAGCCCAUAACGCCCCCAAACGGAAGACGCCAAACUGUUUUUUUUUUUUUUUUUUGUACUGUACUAGUACGUAGCGUUUGAAAGCGACAUUCAAAAGCACACUUGCUUUACUACGUUCUGUACAGAAUGGAUCGUGAAAACAUCGAACUGAACGGUGCCGCUGGCGCGGGUUCUGCCGACCAUGACUCGUCCUCGUCCUUUCGUCGCAGCAGGAGAAAUGCCCCGAUCAACAUGAAUCACUACGCCAACAAGAAGAGCGCUGCGGAGAGCAUGCUGGACAUUGCGCUGCUCAUGGCCAAUGCCUCCCAGCUGAAAGCCGUGGUGGAGCAGGGGCCCUCCUUCAGCUUCUACGUCCCGAUCGUGGUCCUCAUCAGCAUAUCCCUCAUACUGCAAGUCGUUGUCGGGGUGCUGCUAAUAUUCAUCGUAAAAUACGACCUGAAUGAUGAAAAUAGGCAAGCCCGGCUGGACCUUCUCAAUAAUAUUGCAACCGGGCUGGUAUUUAUCAUUGUGGUUGUGAAUAUCUUCAUCACAGCGUUUGGAGUUCAGAAAUCAGUCCCACAAAACCUGAAGCAAUAGACUGGAAACCGAGAACCUGCUGGUCUUCCAUUUUCAAAGCGCUCCCUGGUAUCUUCAUUCAGCAACCCGGGACUACAGAGAGAUGAUAAACACAACUCAAAUUCAUCAGCACAGCGGGCCCUGAGAAGAGGUUUGGUUUACGAAGGAAACAGAACACGGAACACGGAACACGGAACACAGCCAAAAAGCCUUGAUUUAUCAGCAGUCACACCUCAUAGGCUGCUUCCUUCUUUACAGGGUCUUUGGACUUUUAGACCCCAAUGAAAUCUACCAAGUUACAGCAAUAUGCUUUGUAAAGUUAUUGUUUCACAAAACCCUUUUUUUACCACAUCAGGGGAGGACACAUUGUAAUACAUUUUUAAUUGCUCUAAUGUGAUUCGUUGCGAUUAUUCUCCAUCAUUAAUUGUGUAAAGUGUCUGAAAAGAGCCUAGGCUUAUAAGUACUGUACUAGAGAUAUUCCUUGUAUUGCAAUUACACUCUGCUACCCCAUGGUGACAACAUUUCAGUUUCUGUUUACAGACCUUCUCUGGGAGGGAUGUUUUGGAGCAAGGGCUCCCUCUAGGGUCUCAACUGAAACUGCUUUAUAUAAAUCUGUUAUUUACAAAAUAAUGUACAUGCCUUAACUAAGCUUUUUCUACCAAUUGUUUCGUAUUUCCUACACUUUUUUUUUUUUUUUUUUUAAAGCAAUGCUUUCCCUUGCUAUACUGUGGAUCUGUACAUAAAGUGAAUAGCAAUAUUACUGGAAUUUAGAUUUUCUGUGAAAGAAAGUACAAAACCAAGAAAGGGGUUGGUCACCCGAAUCUUGGGCAUUAAUGUUUGUUUUUUAAUCAAAGUUAAUUUUAAAUUUAAUUUCCGAUAUGUUAGUGAAUAGUAUUAUAUGUGUCACAGUGAUAAUACUUGUUCUUUUUAUGUAAAGUAGAUUUUAUUUGUAUAUUAUUUAAUUUUUUAUUAUAAUAGGGUCUAUUUGGUUAAUUUUAAACGGUGACAGAUCGAAAUGCUGGCAUUGUUUUAAAUGUUUUUUAAACGAAGUAAAAUACCAGGUUUGGUACUGUUUCUGUUUAAUGAAAUGCAUCAUUUUUUAAACUUAAAUACCACAUAAUCUGUUUUUAUUGCUAGUGUGAGAUUAUAAAAUGUUUAUAUUGAUUUGUACUUUGUGUCACCAGUACCUACUACAGACAAUAAGAUGUCAGAAUGCCUGCAUGCAUCAGUCUCUCACAUUCCAUUCCUACAAUAGCAAUGAUAUAAGCAUGUGGACUCUUUAUUACUCUGUGUAAUGCAGAGAAAGGCAUGAAUAUGGUCCUCACAGACAUUCAGGAUCUAAAGAGUUUUAGCAUGUAACUUCAGUGCAAUUUUUAUUCAACUGUCUUUUAAUCUUUUACGUUAUUCAGGAAUACAACAAUGCAGAAAAUACCUCCCUUUAGAACAAUCUAAAAAAUAAAAAAAAUAGCAAAGUGUCCAAGAAUACAUAUAAAAUUAAAUAAAAUGCAUCUUGAAAAAUAAAGUGUGCAGAAAAUGUGACUUGUUUCAAGAAACCACAAGAAGAUGGAUAAAACAUUUUAAAAGUGGAGAAUCUAGCAAUAGUAUUUAUACGAUUUUUCUGCAGACCCUUGCUUUGUACUGUAUGUGCAGUAUGUGCUACCAACAAUAUACAGUUUAUGAAAAGCUGCUGCUGGCACUUGUUCACCCAGUGUGCUGGCACUUUUCAGAGUAAAAUAGACCCCCUUCUGUUUAUUCAUUCAGGAAAAAACAGUUCUCUCCCUUGUUUACAAAAUCCCUUUGUGGUUUUAAGUAUUAAUCGUCUUAAGCUUAGACUGGCUUUCUGUCUGGAUGUUUGUGUGUACGAUAUUAAUGGAUACAGGCUGAGUCACAAGCGACGCAACAGAGGAAAUUAUGUACAUUUGGAAUUGGUUGAAUGAUGUGCUAUUCUGUUAUGGCAGGCAUCAAUCUCUGCAUAGAGAUGUCCAUACAUUACUAUAUAUGCAAUCAGCAACAAAAAGGGAAUCGCCUACUGUAUUCUGCAGACAGAACAAAUCAGCUUCGCUUUGUGGUCCUCUCACCCCCACUGCAAGAGAGGAUACAAUAAGAGACACCCAACACCUUAGUAUAGUAUUAACAGUAGUAUAACCCGUUCUGUUAUUCUAAACUAAUAACUAAAUAUGUCACAUGCCUUGGCUAAAAAUGCUUUACUUGAGCCUCAUUUACAUUUAUAUCAAAUUUUGUUAAGUUUUAUUAAACAAAAAAAAUAUAUAUAUUAUCUUC
This is a messenger RNA of Acipenser ruthenus (sterlet), 3112 nucleotides long. RefSeq names its product ninjurin-1-like. Bases 404 to 853 code for a protein of 149 amino acids. The record is from RefSeq and is a predicted model, not a curated record. The transcript has 4 exons. Gene Ontology annotation, cellular component: membrane. Gene Ontology annotation, biological process: tissue regeneration; cell adhesion. Lineage: Eukaryota; Metazoa; Chordata; Actinopteri; Acipenseriformes; Acipenseridae.